Molecule: messenger RNA, 3011 nt
Organism: Rattus rattus (black rat)
Lineage: Eukaryota; Metazoa; Chordata; Mammalia; Rodentia; Muridae
Gene: Znrf3
Product: zinc and ring finger 3
Biological process (GO): negative regulation of canonical Wnt signaling pathway; Wnt receptor catabolic process; ubiquitin-dependent protein catabolic process
Molecular function (GO): frizzled binding; ubiquitin protein ligase activity
Source: RefSeq, a predicted model, not a curated record
UGGAGCAGAUGAAAGGGCCGCGGCGCGACGGCCGGGGGAGCGGAGCAGAGCCUGCGACCCACAAAGCCGCCGCCGCCGCGAUGGUGCUGUGAGGCGCUCGGUCCUCCGCCGGCCCGCGACUAUGCCCGGCCGCGCCCGCCCUCCGCGCCCUCCCGCCGCAGGACCAUGAGGCCACGCUCGGGCGGGCGCCCAGGGGCCCCGGGCCGCCGCCGUCGCCGCCCGCCGCGGCCCCCUGGUCGUCGCCUGCCGCCGCCUCCGCCGCUGCCGCUGCUUCUCGGGCUGCUGCUGGCGGCCGCGGGGCCCGGCGCGGCGCGGGCCAAGGAGACGGCGUUCGUGGAGGUGGUGCUGUUCGAGUCGAGCCCGAGCGGCGACUACACCACCCACACCACCGGCCUCACGGGCCGCUUCUCGCGGGCCGGGGCCAUGCUCAGCGCCGAGGGCGAGAUCGUGCAGAUGCACCCACUAGGCCUAUGUAAUAACAAUGACGAAGAGGACUUGUACGAGUAUGGCUGGGUAGGAGUGGUGAAGCUCGAACAGCCAGAAUUGGACCCCAAACCAUGUCUCACUGUCCUGGGCAAGGCCAAGAGAGCAGUUCAGCGGGGAGCUACCGCCGUUAUCUUUGACGUAUCUGAAAACCCAGAAGCCAUCGACCAGCUAAACCAAGGCUCCGAAGACCCCCUUAAGAGGCCAGUGGUGUAUGUGAAGGGUGCAGAUGCUGUCAAGCUGAUGAACAUUGUCAACAAGCAGAAAGUAGCUCGAGCAAGGAUCCAGCACCUCCCUCCUCGACAACCCACCGAGUACUUUGACAUGGGGAUUUUCCUGGCAUUCUUCGUCGUGGUCUCCUUGGUCUGCCUCAUUCUCCUUGUCAAAAUCAAGCUGAAGCAGCGUCGUAGUCAGAAUUCCAUGAACAGGCUGGCCGUGCAGGCUCUGGAGAAGAUGGAAACCAGAAAGUUCAACUCCAAGAGCAAGGGGCGCCGGGAAGGAAGCUGUGGGGCCCUGGAUACACUUAGCAGCGGCUCUACAUCCGACUGUGCCAUCUGUCUGGAGAAGUACAUUGAUGGAGAGGAGCUUCGGGUCAUCCCGUGUACCCAUCGAUUCCACAGGAAGUGUGUGGAUCCAUGGCUACUGCAGCACCAUACCUGUCCCCACUGUCGGCACAACAUCAUAGAACAAAAGGGAAAUCCAGGUGCUGUUUGUGUGGAGACAAGCAACCUUACCCGUGGUCGGCAGCCAAGAGUGACCCUACCAGUACAUUACCCAGGCCGUGUGCAUAGGACCAAUGCCAUCCCAGCCUACCCUACUAGGACAAGUAUGGACUCCCAUGGCAACCCUGUCACACUGCUAACCAUGGACCGGCAUGGGGAGCAGAACCUCUAUUCUCCACAAACACCCACCUACGUCCGUGGUUACCCACCCCUGCACCUGGACCACACUCUGGCCCCUCAUCGCUGCAGCCUGGAACACCGGGCCUACUCACCAGCCCAUCCCUUCCGCAGGCCCAAGUUCAGCAGCCGCAGCUUCUCCAAGGCAGCUUGCUUCUCCCAGUAUGAGACCAUGUACCAACACUACUACUUCCAGGGUCUCAGCUACCCAGAGCAGGAGAGCCAGCCAGUACCUAGCGUCACACCCAGGGGCCAGUCCCGUGCCUUCCCACCAAGUGGUGGCAGCAGCCUGCUCUUCCCCACCAUGGUGCAUAUGGCCCCUCCAGCCCAUGUGGAGAGUGGCAGCACGUCUAGCUUCAGUUGCUACCACGGGCACCGUUCUGUGUGUAGUGGCUACCUGGCUGACUGUCCUGGCAGCGAUAGCAGCAGCAACAGCUCUGGCCAGUGCCGCUGCUCUUCCAGUGACUCUGUGGUGGACUGCACAGAAGUCAGCAACCAAGGUGUGUACGGGAGCUGCUCCACCUUCCGAAGCUCCCUCAGCAGCGACUACGACCCCUUCAUCUACCGCAGCCGGGGGCCUGCUGUGCACCUUGAGGGCUCCCCGCCACCAGAGGAGCUUCCAGCAGCCCACAAUCAAGGUGCUGGGCGGGGUGAGCCAUGGCUAGGCCCUGCCUCUCCCUCAGGGGACCAGCUGUCCACCUGCAGCCUGGAGAUGAACUACAGCAGCAACUCCUCGCUGGAACCCAGAGGGCCCAACAGCUCUACCUCAGAAGUGGGGCUCGAGGUUUCUCCUGGGGCCGCCCUGGACCUCAGGAGGACCUGGAAAGGGGGCCCAGAGGGACCAUCAUGUGCUUGCUGCUUUGAGCCCCAGCCCGUCACGCUGGGCUCUGGGAUAGGAACAACUGCAGGUGGUAGCAGCUUAUUCCUGGGUCCCCGACUCCUUGAGGACUGCAACCCUGCAAGUGGGGAGCCACAACUAGGGAGCUCCCAGGGCCUGUAUGGCCUUCACUCAGACCAUUAUCCUAGGACAGAUGGGGUGAAAUAUGAGGGCCUGCCCUGCUGCUUCUAUGAAGAGAAGCAGGUGGCCCACAGUGCUGGCAGGGGCAAUGGCUGCUACACUGAGGACUAUUCAGUGAGUGUGCAGUACACACUCACCGAGGAACCCCCACCCAGCUGUUAUGCAGGGCCCCGGGACUUGAGCCAGCGCAUCCCCAUUAUUCCAGAGGAUGUAGACUGUGACUUGGGCUUGCCCCAAGACUGCCAAGGGAGGCACAGCCACAGCCCCUGGGGUGGAGCACUGGGCUUGGACGGUCCCCGACUCCAAUGGAGUCUGGGGACAACCCGGAAAGAGGAACAGGCUCCAUGUUACCAAGCUGAGGUGCAGCCUGGCUGCUCUCCAGAGGAGGCAGAUGCUUCCAGGGCUAGCCUCUCCAGUGCCCCCCAGGACACUCAGGAGUCCCUUGCCCUGGCUGCUGAGGCUUCAGGUGAGAACAGAUGACAGUAGUAUUUGUAUAGAGAUCCUUGUCUCAGGCCUUUUGUGUUUGGCUCCCUCUGUGCCCUUGGCUUCUGUACCUGAUGACUUUCAAACAUUGCUUCUCCACCCUACCCAUCUUCAAACCUUCUAGCCAU